Pedinophyceae sp. YPF-701 is the source of this 1845-nucleotide messenger RNA. NCBI's taxonomy places the organism in Eukaryota, Viridiplantae, Chlorophyta, Pedinophyceae. The record is from the annotation of a GenBank genome assembly.
AUGAGGGCGGAGACGCUGCAGGUGAUGUGGCACGCGCAGAAGCCGGUGAACUCGGUGGACUUCCACCCGUCGGGGAUGCUCGCGACCUCGGGCGAGGACGACACCAUCCGGCUGUGGCACGUCGACGCGGGCGACGCGGACGCCUCCCCGACGGUGACGUACCUGUCCAGCAUCACGAACCCCACCGGGGGAGUCAACGUGGUGCGGUUCUCCCCCUCGGGCGAGAUGCUGGCGUCCGGCGGGAGCGCGGGCGAGCUCAUCGUGUUCAAAGCGGCGCCCGGGCAGCGCGCCGCCGUCGAUCAGAGCGACGAGGGCUUCCCCGAGUUCUACUGGAAGAUGACCUCGUCGCUCAAGGCCGGCCAGGCGGACAUCAGCGACCUGUCGUGGUCGCCGGACAACAGCGCCCUCCUGACGGGGUCGGUGGACAGCAAGGCGACCGUGUGGGACGUGGCGCGCAACCGCCUCGUCAACACCCUCCAGGACCACCGCCACUGGAUCCAGGGGGUGUGUUGGGACCCCCUGGGGCAGUAUUUGGUGACGCAGGGGGUCGACGCCGCCGUGCGGUGCUACCGGGUGAAGCAGGCGGGCGCGAAGGGCGCGGCGGACGACGCCGCGAAGGCCUCCAACCUCACGCUCGCGUACUCGCUGCGCAGCCGUGCGUUCCCCGGCAAGGAUGCCGCGGCGGCGGAGGGUGGCGGCGACGCAGGGACGAGCGCCGCGAAGCCGCAGGAGGCGUCGCACCGGCUGUUCCACGACGAGCGCGGCGCGGCGACGAUGUUCCGCAGGCUCGCGUGGGCGCCGGACGGGUCCUUCCUCGUCACCCCCUCAGGCCUCUUCAAGGCGCACCCGGAGGACGACGCGCGCAACGCGUCGUACCUUUUCCCGCGCGGCGCACUGUCGAAGCCCGCGGCCGUCCUGCACGGCACCGCGCAGCCCUCCGUCGCCGUGCGCUUCUGCCCGGUGGUGUUCCGCGCCGCGCCCGGCGACGGAGAGGCCGCCGCGGACCUCCCCUACCGCCUCGUGUACGCCGUCGCCUCCUCGGACUCCGUGGCGCUGUACCACACCGACGCCGCGCAGCCCUUUGCUCUCGCGGGGGCGCUGCACCCCUUCGCGUCGAUCAGCGACCUCGCGUGGGACCGCGACGGGUCCCGCCUCGCCGUGUCGUCGCGCGACGGCUUCGUCAGCCUCAUCACCUUCGCGCCAGGCGAGCUCGGGGAGCCCCUGCCGCGCUCCGAGCUCGAGCAGGCCGGUCUCCCGGCGGCACUGCUGUCAGUGUUGUACCCCGAAUACCCCCCCGAGAUGCUCAAGCUCGAGGUGCCCAAGACGGCCGCGGCGCCGGUGAGCCCCGCCGAGGACGAGCCGAAGCCUGCCGCCAAGUCGGUGCUCGGCGGCGCGAGGUACGUCGGGCCGACGGCGCACGCGCACACGCAUGCUGGCGGCGCGGGGCCCAGCACCGGCGGCCAGCGCGCACGCAUCACGCCGGUUCCGGUCGGAGGUCCCGCGGCGGCGCCGCAGCAGCUGAUCGACCUGACGAAGGAAGCCGGCGGCGCGGGGGCCCCUGCGGCGGGCGCGCAGGGCAAGCGGCGCUUGGUGCCGAUCGCGAUCGAUGUUGCGGCGUCGCCGGCCGCGCCCGCGGCGACGCCGCCCAAGGCCGACGGCGAGCCGCCGAAGAAGCGCCGCCUGACGCCGGAGAAGGUCCCGGAGAGUGCCCCGGGGGGAGUCCCAGCGCAGACCCCCCCCGCCGGCAGCGCACAGGGCACUCCCGCGCAGGCAGGGCAGGGCUUCGCCGCUGCGGCCGUGCGCGCGGCUGCCGCGGCCGCGCGGGCGGCGGAGGCUCAGCAGUGA